Molecule: messenger RNA, 2661 nt
Organism: Schistosoma spindalis
Lineage: Eukaryota; Metazoa; Platyhelminthes; Trematoda; Strigeidida; Schistosomatidae
Source: the annotation of a GenBank genome assembly
CGUGAAUACACGUGCAUGUGUGUGUGUGCGUGUGUGCGUGUGUGAGUAAGUAGAAAAACAAUAUAAAGGAUACAGUGUAUAUAGGUUACCCAUCACGCCAUCUCGAGCACAUUAUCCACAAACAAUCUCUAAUUCACUGCAACUAUCUACCGCUUAACUCACAGCUUCAUUCAAUAUCAAAAUAAACACAGCAAUAACAACACAAUCAACAGUCCAUCAUCAACACAGAAACAUUUAUCAUACAGUUAAUUGUCAGUGAGUUAUCCGAACACAAUAGAGACAGACAAUUCCCAUUGAUAAAUAAUUCUGGCAGUAACAAUUCAAUCGACACGCAGUUAUCGAAAAGCCAGUCGUAGAAGAAAUAUGGUUUCGUGUGCAGAAAAAUAUGCCAACAAACAGCAUAUUAUCGCUGAUCGUCUACGAUUAACUUCAAGUCCAUUGGUGCGUGCAUGUUUAGGCGAAUUCAUGGGUUCAAUUAUUUUGAUGAUCUUCGGUAGUGGUGUGCUAGCACAAGUGAUCCUGGGUGACCAUGGCAGACAUGCUCAUGGAACAUUCAUCUCAAUCAGUAUGGGGUGGGGUUUCGCAGUGUACAUGGCAGUAAUGUUCUCAGGACAGUGUGGUUCUGGACACUGUAACCCGGCCGUAACUUUGGCAUCUGCAGUCGUCGGCAAACUGCCAUUCCGACGUAUACCGUUUUAUACAUUCUUUCAAAUACUCGGUGCGUUCCUCGGUUCAUUGGUUGUCUUCGUCUUAUAUCGUGAAAAAAUCAUGGAAUAUGCCAACCUAUAUGACAAUGGGAAGUUGUUGGUGAAUUCCACAGGUGGCAUAUUCGUCACCAAUCCGUCGGCAUCUCAUCUUACAUGCUUUCUCGAUCAAAUUCUCGGCACUGCAUUGUUGACAGCAGGAGCGUUCGCCAUCACCGAUCCAAAUGGAUGGAAACUUCCAGACUACCUACACCCACUACAUUUGGCAUUUCUAGUCUACACUAUUGUUGGCUGUUUCGCAUUGAAUGCUGGAGCUGCUCUAAAUCCAGCUCGUGAUUUAGGACCCAGACUCAUGAUAUUUAUAUUCGGUAAGUUGUUCAUUUCCCAUUCAUACUAUUCGCUUACUCUCAAUUCUCACUAACGAGUAAUAACAAUUACACGAGUUUACUAUUGGUUGCCUCAAUCAAUCAAUCAAUCACUAAAGUACAAUCGUUUGUGAUUUGAUGCACGUUCAAACAUAACUAACUGAUUGUCGUUAUCAUUGGGAACUGAUUCAGAUGUAGUAUUCAUAAUUCUGUUAAAGUUAUUCAACAGCAUCACACCCACAUCACAUUUCAUUAGUCUGAUGAUAAUUCCACUAGACCAUUCGUCCUCACGACAGUGAUUCUCAUAUUAUUACAACAUCCUUACAUGUACUCGACAGUGAGUAGAUUUGUUUGUCACACAUUAUUACAAAGCAUCAACAGGGGAAGUAACUCAACAUGAACAUGAUCAAUAUACGUCUUGUCAGUGUAUGGCUAGAAUGUCUCCGUCAAAAUACUUCAAAUAUUUCAAACUUGAUAUAAGUGGAAAGAUUGUGGUUAGUGUGUGUGUGUGUGUUGGUGGUGGUGGAAUGUUGGUGAAUAUCGACGUUACAUUGAAAGGAUGCUUUGAUUACUUGAUCUGAUGGGGAUGGGAAAUUCUAUUUCACAUACAUUUAACUAAAAACAUUAUUGGUGAUGAGUCACUGUUUCCAACCAAUUCAUUAUAAUGUACUAAGUCGGAAAAGCAAGUGAUUAGUUUAAGUGAACACCACAAUGUUCACUGAUAUAGUUCAUACUGAAUUUUCCACACUCACAUAUUUACAUGUUUUAAAACAGAUCGAUUUAUUAUUAUGUUGCUCAUUGGAUCAUCGAUCAAUGCAGUCGUGGACAUUUGGUCAACUCUGAGAGUGACGUGACUUGGUUAAUAUCACUGAGUACUUCCCACUCACAUAUGAAUAUUGUGUCGAUAAUCGGAGAGAUAAUACGAUUUAUUGGGAAAGUACUCAUCCAUUUCACAACAAAUAUGGACGUUUGUUAGAACGGUUGGGGUAACCAAGCGUUCAGUGGAGGAAACUACUUCUUCUGGAUACCAAUAGCUGGACCGUAUAUUGGUGCUGUCAUCGGUGCAGUCUUAUACGAAUUGACUAUCGGUAUACAUUUGGAUAGGAAAUCCGACUUCGUUGUGGACUUUGAUUAUGAAGAAUCACAACGUGAUAGUAAGAAGUUGAUGGCCUCCGCAUCACCGUAAUCGUUGACAACCAGACGAAAUGCUCCCUCGUCCUUCUACUCUUACACGCACACACUCACAAACAUACACUUCUAUUACCGUUGAUGCAUAACAACCAUUUUCACUGUUUUCAUCAUUCAGAUUUUCUAAAUAUAUAACAUUGUAAAAUAGUCUGUUGAUUUACGUUUCAUCCACAUCACUUGAUCAUUCGAUGUGAACAUCUAUGCUAAAAUAUCAGAUAUGCAAAUGCACAAUUCAUAUUCUCAAUAAAAUCGAAAAUACACAUUGUUAAAUGCACUGAAAUUAUUUGUGUGUUGUGUUUUUUUUUGGUACUCUUACCGAAACACUCUAUCUCAGGACAUUCUUCACAUGGAACACGUUGACAUCUCAGUGGAAGUUAUGAGGAAUAUAAUAUUGGUUUAAUCAA